AUGAAUACUGAUUCAACAAGACCGUUAUUCUGCCAGCGAUGCCGGCAACCGUUAAAAGUCGAGGAAUCGUUAGCUGAUCUCAAACCUUCAGCUAUGGAUUUACUAAUAGAAGAAAAAGCACAUCCGCGAGCUACGCCUUCCGCAGUAGCUACUAAUGUUCCUGACCGUACAAUGGAACCCAUUUCGCGUAGAACAACUACCUCGAACAAAAGCAACCGCAACUCUUUGCCAGGACAUACCAAUCUCCGAUCCAAAGAUACCAUGGUUGGUCCGUCAGAGUCAUUUGUCAUGUUAUCCAGUUCACAAAUUGCACCGCCCGUAGUCUCACAAGUUUCGACUUUAAAAUCUGACGAAGCUCGUAACAGCAGCAUGUCUCGACGAUUAAAGGUAGCGAACAAACUAUUUGACAUCAUGUCAGCCAAAUCAGAUAUCGAUCACCCAAUGUGUCAAGAAUGCACAGAUAUUUUGUUGGAAAGCUUAAGAAGACAGCUAGACGACGUCAGCCGGGAAAGAGACUGUUAUAUAGAAUUCUUGAAAAAGGUAUCAGAGAGCAAGAUCGACCCUGCCGAAGAAAAGAUUCUGAGAAAGGAAAUUGAGGAGCUGGCAGAUGCUGAAAAUCAAGCAAACGAAACAUUGAGAAGGACAGAAGAAGAGCGUGACGCUUUGCAAAAGGAGCUUGAAGAACUAGAAGCCGAAUCUAAAAAUCUGGAAGCUGAGGAAGAAGAAUUUUGGCAAAAGAGCAAUGAGUUUCAGCUAAAACUGCAAGCGUUUCAUAACGAGAGAGACAGUAUUAAUAUGAAGUAUGACCAUGACGCCAAACAGUACGAAAAGUUACAAAAAACAGUCGUAUACAACGAUACCUUUUGCAUCGGACAUAGUGGCCCAUUUGGUACGAUAAAUGGCUUUCGAUUAGGCCGACUGAGCACUCAGCCAAUUGACUGGAAUGAAAUCAACGCAGCUAUGGGACAAACCCUACUCUUACUUUAUACUGUCGCCAACAAGCUCAAAUUUCAAUUUAAGACAUAUAGGCUGGUUCCUAUGGGAUCGUUCUCGCGGAUACAGAAAAUCGACGGAGAUAGCGUGGUUACAUAUGAACUCUAUGGGUCUGGCGACUUCGCUAUCAACCGCAUGUUUUUGAAUAGGAGAUUCGAUCAUGCGCUAGUCGCGUUACUAAAUUGUCUACAACAGCUGAGUGAUUUUGCCGAGCAACGGGACAAGAGCCUUAGAUUGCCUUAUAGAAUUAACAAGGAUAAGAUUGGUGAUACCUCAAUUCGGCUUCAAUUCAAUCAAGACGAAUUGUGGACUCGAGCACUCAAGUAUAUGCUCACAAAUAUGAAAUGGAUCUUGAUCUUUGCUAGUCGAGGUAGUGUGGCUUUAGGACUGUCUGGUGAUGAUGGAAGCCAAUCGCCCCCGGCAAUGUGA
Molecule: messenger RNA, 1422 nt
Organism: Umbelopsis ramanniana AG
Lineage: Eukaryota; Fungi; Mucoromycota; Umbelopsidomycetes; Umbelopsidales; Umbelopsidaceae
Exons: 7
Coding region: 1-1422 (473 amino acids)
Biological process (GO): late endosome to vacuole transport; cellular response to nitrogen starvation; autophagosome assembly
Cellular component (GO): phosphatidylinositol 3-kinase complex, class III, type II; phagophore assembly site; phosphatidylinositol 3-kinase complex, class III, type I
Source: RefSeq, a predicted model, not a curated record